Messenger RNA from Colletotrichum scovillei, 2174 nucleotides. Its product is annotated as uroporphyrin-III. Gene Ontology annotation, biological process: siroheme biosynthetic process; sulfate assimilation. NCBI's taxonomy places the organism in Eukaryota, Fungi, Ascomycota, Sordariomycetes, Glomerellales, Glomerellaceae. Gene Ontology annotation, molecular function: uroporphyrin-III C-methyltransferase activity. The transcript has a single exon. The coding region runs from base 319 to 1992 and encodes 557 amino acids. The record is from RefSeq and is a predicted model, not a curated record.
AGAUUACCUUAUUAGUUAGCUUCACUCAAAUCUUGGGGGAGGACAGUGAGUGAGUAAUUCAUAUCAAUGCUUUAUUUCUUUAUUUGACUUCAGAGUUAUGAGAGUUUGUUGAUUCUACUACUCAUUCUCGAUUCAUUUCCCGACCAUUUGGUCUCACUUGGACUGUUGGUUCUUCGACUACGACCUCUGUCGCAUACUCCACUUAGACGACCCUCACUCGACCAUCUGGAGAGACGGGGAUCGUGUACUUGAACUCGAGAGAAGAAGAAGAAGCAGCAAGAAGAAGAAGACUCAUCAUCUUCACCCGCACAGCCCAAGAUGGCGACAACGACGUCACUCCUCACAUCACUCAACUGCAAGGGCAACACCCAUCUCAUCAUCGGCACAAAUCCCCUCGCCGCAGCCCGCUGCACACAAACCAUCAACGCCGGCGCAACCCCGAUUCUCAUCGCCCCAGAGACACAAGAUCUCCACUACGGCCUCCAGAAGCGCAUCGACGCCGGCGAGGUGACAUGGCACAGGAAGGCCUUUGCCGACACAGACCUCUUCACUCUAGGUCGCGACGAGGUCGAAAACGUCGUUGACGCCGUCUUCGUCACAUCUUCUUCCUCCCCGCAAGCAGCUCAAAUUUCAGCGCUGUGUAGACGGCAUCGUAUUCCCAUUAACGUAGUCGACGCGCCGCAUCUCUGCUCAUUCUCACUUCUAUCAACACAUACCGAUGGACCUCUACAAAUUGGUGUUACGACAAACGGGCGCGGCUGCAAGCUCGCCUCCCGCAUCCGGCGCGAAGUCGCCGCCGCGCUUCCCCGGGAUCUAGGUGCCGCUUGCGCGAGGCUAGGCGAUGUCCGCAGGCGCAUCCAAACGGAAGACCGUCUCGCGGCAGACGAGGUCGACGAUUCGUUCGACCAGACGGCAUCUUUCAACAAGCUCGUCACCGAGGCGGAUCUCGACGCGGCAAAGAACCGGCGCAUGAGGUGGCUGAGUCAGGUUUGCGAGUACUGGCCCCUGAAGCGUCUUGCCGCCAUCAACGAUGAGGACGUCGAAUCCGUACUGAAGUCGUACUCUGGCUUCGGUAACCCGUCAGAGGAGGCGAGACCACCACCCGUGAUCGCAGCAGGUGGUGCAACACGCCCGCAGCAACAAGGGAGAAUCAUCCUCGCGGGCAGCGGCCCAGGACACCCAGAUCUCCUGACCCGCGCAACCCACAAGGCGAUCCAGACAGCAGACCUCAUCCUCGCAGAUAAACUCGUCCCCGCAGGCGUGCUGGACCUUAUCCCGCGCCGCACACCAGUCAAGAUCGCGCGCAAGUUCCCGGGCAACGCAGACCAAGCCCAAGAGGAACUCCACGAGCUCGCGCUCGCGGGCGCGAAGGAGGGCAAGACGGUGCUGAGGCUGAAGCAAGGCGAUCCCUUCAUCUACGGCCGCGGUGGAGAGGAAGUGGCGUAUUUCAGAGAGCACGGGUUCGGGGAGCGGGUGACGGUGCUACCGGGCAUCACGUCGUCGUUGAGCGCGCCUUUGUUUGCGGGAAUUCCGCCUACGCAGAGAGAUGUCGCGGAUCAGGUCCUCGUAUGUACCGGCACGGGGAAGAAGGGCAAGGUGCCGACGCCGCCCGAGUAUAUCCCUAGUCGGACGGUUGUGUUCUUGAUGGCUCUGCAUCGGAUUACGGGGUUGGUUGGGGAGUUGACGACCUACCUCGAGUCGGAGGUUGCUGCGGGCGAAGGGGAGGAGAAGAGCACACCGCAGAGGGCGCUUUGGCCUAGGGAUACGCCGUGUGCUGUUAUUGAGCGGGCGAGUUGCCCUGAUCAGAGGGUGAUUCGGACGACGUUGGGGUAUGUUGCUGAAGCUAUCGAGGCUGAGGGAAGCAGGCCGCCUGGGCUUCUUGUUGUGGGUAGAGCGUGUGAGGCGUUGUACGAGCGAGAGAAGGGGAGGGCGUGGGCUGUUGAGGAUGGAUUCAAGGGAUUUGAUUUCGAGGAGCUUCCUGGCUUGUCAUGAUGUUUUCCACUCCGUUUUUGGGCGUUUGAAAGGUUCUCCAUUUGCUCGUGAGCCACGGCUUCUUCGUCAGUACCUAGUUCCAUGAUAUCGGUUCAUUCGCGUACGGUUAGAUAAAUACCUUCAGGGAACAAGGCAUUGCAAGGCGCACAUAAAUUUCACAAUUGAAUUCAAUUCAAACUACA